Molecule: messenger RNA, 998 nt
Organism: Gadus macrocephalus (Pacific cod)
Lineage: Eukaryota; Metazoa; Chordata; Actinopteri; Gadiformes; Gadidae
Gene: pcbd1
Product: pterin-4 alpha-carbinolamine dehydratase/dimerization cofactor of hepatocyte nuclear factor 1 alpha
Exons: 4
Coding region: 146-643 (165 amino acids)
Biological process (GO): tetrahydrobiopterin biosynthetic process
Molecular function (GO): 4-alpha-hydroxytetrahydrobiopterin dehydratase activity
Source: RefSeq, a predicted model, not a curated record
AGCAGCCUUUGUCGUGCAUUGCCAGUGCUUGGCAGCUAUAAUAUCCUCUGAAUCAUAGACCGUAUGAAUCCAAUGUGGCAGUAGCGAGUUUUUGUUCAGGCUUCUCGACGGGCAACUCAGGAUCGACUACGGCCCCCUGCUUUGAAUGAACUGUGCCAAGCUCUCCGCCGCAGAUUCAGCUUCAGCCCGCGGAUCCGAAGCUCCUACAAUUCUCUCACUCUUCAACAGACCAAGCAGAAAACAUGAUGGGCUUCGCUGCAACCAAUCACAGCCUGUGCUCAUGAAACGGCCCCCUUCUUUCCCCAACGCCCGCCCGGUGUUCCCCGCGUGCUUCCAGGCGGGUAAGAUCCAGACGCUGACGGAGGAGGAGAGAGCCCACCUCCUCCCGCUCCUCCGCAACGCCCAGUGGGUGGAGGCCGGAACGAGGGACGCCAUCUACAAGGAGUUCAUCUUUAAAGACUUCAAUCAGGCGUUUGGCUUCAUGUCCAGAGUGGCGCUACAAGCGGAGAAGAUGGACCAUCACCCAGAAUGGUUCAACGUCUACAACAAGGUUCAGAUCACACUCAGCACCCACGAGUGUGGGGGUCUGUCCCAGAGGGACAUCACGCUGGCCACCUUCGUCGACCAGGCGUCCCUCAUGUGAGCGACAGCUGAAACCCUAAAAAAAAAACAGUUUCCUGUCGUCAUUCCAGUUCAGAAAAAACCUAAACCAAAAGCCUGCAGUGACUGAAACGGUGUUGUGUACUGGUGAGAGUGUCUGAGUGUAUAUAAAGGAAGAUUAUGAGAGAAUGAAUAAAGGAUUACAUACAGGAUUACUCACAGGAUGUUACUGGUGUUAUAACCCGACUGUCCCAUCUGGGAUCAAUUAAGUAGACCUUGUCUAAGCAUUUCUUUGCUUAGGCACAAGUCAAUUGUUUUUAUGUAAAACAUGUGCCUUUCCAUCUGUCUGUAUUUGUUCAAAAAUGUUAAAGUGCUGAAAUAAAGGUUUUUUUCCAAAA